UCGGUGCUGGUAUGCCAAAGUAUUUACCCUAAAGUGACUUUGUCUGCUCAAUAACGUCGGCAAGCGCUACCGAAAAAUCCUCAGACAGGGCCGUAAUCGACUGUCACGCGCCAUGCACGUCUCUACGCGGCAUUCUGCUUCCCACAUGAAUCAGAGCGCCAGUGUCUAGAUUACGUGUCGUGAGAACUUUGCAACCGUUUUGUGAGCUACAUUGCAGCUAUUGGGUAUCCGUGCUACGCGGCGACUUAAUGUACCGCGAAAGAAAGUAGCAGUGCGCAAAUUCACCGGAAAGGGCCUUCAGUCACGUCGUGUUGUUUUUCUUUGUUCCGCAAUGCGAGCGAGCAUUCUGUUCGAGCAACCGUGACCCUUACUUUGAAAGAAACCGUGCCUAAAGUGAAGAAAUCGCGAGUGAAGACGAAAUCCCUGGCAAGAGAGGGAAAAAGACACGAUGUGUGUCGAGGACCAGUGAUAGUCACGUGACCACGUGUGAGGCCAGCGGCGUCACCCGCAUAGUCCGAGGUGCUUACGGACUUCGAGCCGCACACGUUUUCUUGGUGCUCCGGAAAAACGGAUUUGUCAGCAAUGGAGACCUUCGGCAAGCUCGUCAUGGCCUGCGCCUUCGCUGUUGUGGCAGCGGGCGGCCGCUUUGGUGCCCCCCAGGCCCUGCAGAGAGGCGGCUUCCGCGGAGGACCUCUGGUUGCCGCAGCGGCGACACCAGGCUUUGCAGCCGCUGACGGUUCCGGCCCUCCCCAGCCGUAUAGUUUCUCCUACGACAACACCGACGAAUUCGGAACGCAGCUUUUCCACAACGAGCAGGGUGAUCGCAGCAACGCCAAAACCGGUUCCUACGGUUAUCGGGAUGCCAACGGCCUCUUCCGCACCGUGUCGUACGUGGCCGACGAAAACGGCUACCGUGCCACCGUGGACACCAACGAGCCCGGCACCGCCCCUGGGAACACCGCCGACGCCGUCUUCAAUGCCAACCCCGUCGCCAACCCAGUGGCCGCAGCUGCCUCUGCACCUGUCCCUUCAGGCUUCGUGAGGCCCGGCUUCGGUGGGGCUGGCCGCUUUGGAGCAAAGGGCGCAUCGUGGUCUGGCUGACCGCUAUAGUCUUCAUCAGUGAGCCAGUGGCACUUCCAGAACUGCCAGAAUGUGAUUAUUAAUACGAGCACUAGGUGAAGACAAACGACAUUUUGACAUCGUAGAGCCCCAACGCUACUGCCCGCCACGAGUCAUGGUCUUCUUCUGUGAUGCGCCCAAACUGUUCCAGUUGAAGAUAGAAUUGAGAGAGUUUCGCUACAGGAUAAGAGUUAUUGUCUUUCACGCUUGUUGUACAAAUAAUUGUGUUGUGCAGUUACGGAGACUUCAAAGGAGGAAAUAAAAUUGCU
Messenger RNA from Dermacentor albipictus, 1388 nucleotides. The record is from RefSeq and is a predicted model, not a curated record. Lineage: Eukaryota; Metazoa; Arthropoda; Arachnida; Ixodida; Ixodidae.